Messenger RNA from Dissoconium aciculare CBS 342.82, 2636 nucleotides. RefSeq lists its product as uncharacterized. The record is from RefSeq and is a predicted model, not a curated record. The transcript is spliced from 2 exons. NCBI's taxonomy places the organism in Eukaryota, Fungi, Ascomycota, Dothideomycetes, Mycosphaerellales, Dissoconiaceae. The annotation marks the transcript as partial.
GUUGAAAGGCCUACUAAACACUGUCUCCGAAAAUAGUGCGGCUUACAACAAGUCGCCAUAGAAAACAAUGUGCGGCACCGAAUAUGUUGGACUCCAAGUUGUGCUAUUCAGUCCUCCUGCAAUGCAUCCUCGCAUUCGUCGCCAGCGUGUGAGCUCUGUUCGCGGCAAGUAUAUCACGGAGAGAUGACCAUCAUGGAUGAACGACUCUGCAUGUGAAGAUUUGAGUUUGGCCGCGCAUGGCUGUGAUGGUCAUGCCCAAUCAGCGCCUACAGCUUGCGCCACCUCUUGUGAUCAAUGUGCAGAUGCUGCGCCACCUCGAACUGCCGUUUAUGAUGUAGCAUGAUCACGUCUCCGGGAUUUCGAUUUGGUACAGUUCCCUUAUGCAGCUUUGCCUCUCACAAAGUAUGGUUCUCGAUGCAUGAACAAUACGACAUCUUGCCCGGCGUACAAUGUCUGGUGUAGAGUUUGCAGCAUCCGUGGCGGGCCUUGCCUCGCUCGGCAUACAGGUCUGUCAAGGACUUCUGGCGUAUUAUGAUGGCUUCAAGGACUACCAUGCCGAUAUUAGCAGCACUUACCGUAACAUUGCUUCAAUGAACGAUGUCUUCGCAUCGCUGAAAUCUUUGCUGGAAGACACAAGCCUAUCCUCCAAAAAUCGAGCUCACGUCCAAUCGGGGAUCCUGGCGUGCGAGGCUACAUUGCACAAAGUCCAUGGAAAGUUGAAGAAGCUUCGUACUCACGAUGAACCUUCUGGUGCCAAGCAGAAGGCAUGGGCAGAUUUGCAGCGGUUAUUUUAUCCUUUUCGUGCGAGCACUUUGGCAAAGCUCAAGGAGCUUAUGGAAGAGCUUCGAGGAAAUCUGUCCAUGGCUAUCCACGUACUUCAGCUCGACGUCGCCGUGAUAACCUCGCAUAAGUUGGACGACCUCUUCAUUCAAGGUCAAGGCAUCUCCAAGAAAUUGGGAUCCAUUGAAGCCCAGGGCAAUGCCGCCGAUCACAAACUCGAUACGAUUGCUACUAGCCACCGGGACUAUCAAAAACGCAUGAUUCUGCGUGCGGAUGCACAUGCCGCAGAGAAUAGGCGCAGAUGGGACGCUCUGACGCACCAAGUGAACAGCAAUUCGGAACAGAUGGGGCAUAUACAAUUUCGCGACAUCAUUCUGUGGCUUUCAAGGGCUAAUAUGUCCAGCAGCCAUGAUGCUGCUACAUCGAAACACGUACAUGGUACCGGCCAAUGGCUAUUGGAUCUGAGCGAGUACAAACUUUGGAAAUCAUCAGAAGAAACUGUUCUUUGGCUCAGCGGUAAAGCCGGCUGUGGAAAAACGAUCCUCUGUUCGACCGUAAUUGACGAAUUGACGUCAACAUUAUGCGUGGGGCAAGGCGAUGAGAUACGGCUGGCAUACUACUAUUUCUCAUUUAACAAUCCGGAGUACCAUGGUCUGCAAUCGUUCCUCGCAUCUAUCGCAGCUCAAGUCUGCCAUCUUGCACCAGUAUCCACUAGAGCAAGGUCGAUGUAUGCGUCUCAACAAGGUAGCAUCGGAAAGGCUUCAACGAGACAGGCUCAAGAGCUCAUCGAUCUUGCCCUUCGGCAUGUGAGAUUGUUUGUGGUAGUCGACGCCCUGGACGAGAUACCCGAGCAAGACAACAAAAGACAAGAAAUCCUAGAUUGGAUCGAGCAAGCUGCGAAUGCUCGGAAGAAAAUCAAAAUCUUCGCCGUCAGUCGGGUUUCUGGCGAUAUUCAAUCGGCGAUGAUCGCUUCACGCGCUUUGCACAUCAACAUCGGUGGAUCUGGUUGCGAUGCUGACAUCAAAAAAUACAUAGUCGAGGAGCUGCGGCUGGAUCGGCGGUUUGAAGGGCUGAGCGAUCACUUGAAGGAGCGCAUCGAACAAGAAUUGAGCUCAAAGGCCGAUGGAAUGUUUCGAUGGGCCUAUUGUCAACUUGAGAGCUUGAAGAGGCUUAAAUCUAAGAGACCAGCAUAUAUUGAGCAGACUCUUAAGGGCCUUCCCCUCACUUUAGAUGAGACGUACGAGCGAAUGUUGGCUCAAAUCGACCCGAUGUUCAGAGUCGAAGCUUCGAAGGCCUUGAGAUGGCUCUCAUUUGCCGUCACUCCUUUGACAAUGGCACAACUCAACGAAGCAUGCCUCAUCGAUCUCGACGACGACGAGCUGGUCCAGGUAGAGAAUCGUGUACCGUGCCAAGAAUUGCUGGAAAUUCUUGGAAGUCUCAUCUUGAUCGAAGGCUACCCAGUCACCCGACUUUACUCCCACGAUGAUCCCGAUGGACGGUAUUGGUUUCACGAUGGUUUGCGGGUUCGUUUGUCACAUUUUUCGGUUCAGGAGUAUCUCGUCUGCAACCGCAUCAAAGAAAGCAAGUUGUCACAAUUUGCCCUCCAGCCCGACGACGGUCGUACCGUCUUAUUGAGAUAUACCAUCGCAUAUCUUGAAUGCUGUGUACAAGCGAUGCAAGAUGUGAUGCCGGAAUCACUGGAUUCGCCUUUUCGACCAACCCUAGGAAGACAAGCUUUGUUUUAUGGCCGGUACCCUCUAUUCCGAUACAUGGCGUUUGCGCUAGCCACAUACCUGUCAACAGAUGACGAGACAAUUGUGCAACAGGCGAUGCCCUUGCUCAGAGCUGGAGGGUUC